AUGUCAACGCUUGUUCAAGCACCAACCAUGCCGGAGAACGUGCGUGAGAACAUAAACAGCACUGUUGGUACCUUAUCCGCCGACGAAGCCGACGAGGGUAACUGUAUGGACUGGAAUGGUAGAGAAGAGGAGAGAUACAGCCUGUCAUCCGAUGAGGAGGAGGAAGAAGAUGAAGAAGAAGAGACGUAUUCUUCGGACGAGGAACCUUCAUCCGAUGAUAUUGACGACGACGAUGAUGCUGUCUCAGAGGUCCUGUCGACAAUGUCGUUGUCGGAGUCUAUAACGGACUAUGUUUAUGAGAAUGGGCGACGCUAUCAUUCGUAUCCGCUCGCGUGCUAUGCAUUUCCAAACGAUGAGCAAGAACAGGAUCGACUGGACUUGAUGCAUCAUUUAUGGAACCUUGCUCUCGGUGGUGAGCUUUUCCUCUCACCAAUUGAUAAAUCAAACGCAGAAAGGAUUCUUGAUGUAGGGACUGGAACUGGCAUCUGGGCUAUCGAUACAGCAGAUCUGCUUCCAAAAACAACAGUAAUCGGAAACGACCUCUCACCAAUCCAACCAGUCUACGUCCCACCAAAUCUUCAUUUUGUGAUCGACGACUGUGAGGAAGAGUGGCCUUUUCCUGAUAAUCAUUUUGAUUUAAUCCAUAUCCGCAACCUGUCUGGCGCAGUGCGGGACUGGAAGAAGCUAUAUGCACAGGCUUUCCGGACACUUAAACCCGGCGGUUGGAUCGAACUAAAAGAUCACUCACGGCCCUUCGAUUGCGACGACGGCUCACUCUCGAGUGACAACAUACUACAAAAAUGGGUCAACGACUUCGAUAAGGCCUCCGAUAUGGCCGGCGUGACGUGGAUCAUGGCGGAGCAAUUCAAAGAAGAUUUGCCAGAUGCCGGAUUCAAAGAGGUCACAGAAAGGAGCUUCAAGGUCCCGCUUGGAACAUGGGCGGAAGCUGAAGGCGAUAAUAUGAAGGAAAUGGGUAUCUUUCUACGAGAAGUGCUGCUCGUUGGCGCACAGGGAUUGACGCUCGCCAUGUUUACGAGGAUGCUGGGGUGGGAUAAGCAGGAGGUUGAUGUGCUGGUAGCAAAUAUUCGCCAGGCCAUCCAGGACCCAAGUAUCAAUGUCUAUAUUAAAUUGUAA
Molecule: messenger RNA, 1134 nt
Organism: Morchella sextelata
Lineage: Eukaryota; Fungi; Ascomycota; Pezizomycetes; Pezizales; Morchellaceae
Exons: 9
Coding region: 1-1134 (377 amino acids)
Molecular function (GO): methyltransferase activity
Source: RefSeq, a predicted model, not a curated record